GCGUUGUGGCUGGCUGCUGCCUAGGGAUUCAGUGAGAAGUGUGCCCAGGUUGUGCCCAGGUCGUUGGUGGCUGCAGUGAAGCUGCCAGCGCUGUCCUCGCAGUGUCAGUGGGGACAGGCCCAUGCAGCCAUCGGGCUCCCUCAUGGAUGAAAGGAAAUUGUUUUUUUCCACAUUCCCACCCCUAACCCCUAGCAAUUGGAAGACUAAACAUUGCUGUUUUUUAUUGCCAGUGAUAAUUCAACUGCUAUUUUAACCUUUUUGAAUUUGGGAAGGCUCAUUCAUUGUCAAAUAGUGACAUGUGCUAGUUUUAACUUAUUUAAGUUUACACACACCCAGAGUGUUCCUCCUCUGCUCUGAGCCCAUUGCUCCGCUCGCUUGCCUGUCUGUGGGUAGGAUACAGAAUAAAAGGAGAUGGGGUUCAAGCGUCUGAAUUGUCUUACACCUGUCAUAUCUCAACUUUAUUUUGUAUGAGGAGACCCAUGUCUAAUGUUUUUAUUUUCUUCCAUUUCCAGGAGGGCUGCUGGCCCGCUGCUGUACUACUGAACAGUAUGCAGUCCUUCCGGGAGCAAAGCAGUUACCACGGAAGCCAGCAGAGCUACCCACAGGAGGUACACGGCUCGUCCCGGAUAGAAGAGUUCAGUCCUCGCCAGGCCCAGAUGUUCCAGAAUUUUGGAGGUGCAGGUGGUGGUAGUAGUGGCAGUGGCAGUGGUGGUGGCCGUCGAGGAGCAGCAGCUGCUGCCGCAAUGGCUAGUGAGACCUCUGGCCAUCAAGGCUACCAGGGCUUUAGGAAAGAAGCUGGAGAGUUUUACUACAUGGCAGGCAACAAAGAGCCUGUGACAGCAGGAACCCCGCAGCCGUCUCAGCGAAGGCCUUCUGGGCCUGUGCAGAGCUACGGUCCGCCCCAGGGGAGCAGCUUUGGCAACCAGUAUGGGAGCGAGGGUCAUGUGGGCCAGUUUCAAGCGCAGCACUCCGCCCUGGGUGGUGUGUCUCAUUAUCAGCAGGAUUACACAGGGCCGUUUUCUCCAGGGAGUGCUCAGUACCAGCAGCAGGCUUCCAGCCAGCAGCAGCAGCAGCAGCAACAGCAACAGCAACAGCAACAGCAGCAGCAGCAGCAAGUACAGCAGUUGAGACAGCAGCUUUACCAGUCACAUCAGCCUCUGCCUCAAGCCUCCGGCCAGCCGCCGUCCAACUCGUCUCACCUGCAGCCCAUGCAGCGGCCCUCCACUCUGCCGUCCUCUGCUGCUGGUUACCAGUUAAGAGUGGGUCAGUUUGGCCAACACUACCAGUCCGCUGUCUCCUCCACCACCUCCUCCUCCUUUCCUUCACCACAGCGUUUCAGCCAGUCUGGACAGAGCUAUGAUGGCAGUUACAACGUGAAUGCUGGGUCUCAGUACGAAGGACAUAAUGUGGGGUCUAAUGCACAGGCUUAUGGAACACAGUCAAAUUACAGCUAUCAGCCUCAAUCCAUGAAAAAUUUUGAACAGACAAAGAUUCCACCAGGGGCCCAGCAGGGACAGCAGCAGGGACAGCAGCAGCAGCAGCAGCAGCAACAACAGCACCCAGCUCAGCAUGUGAUGCAGUACACCAAUACUGCCACCAAGCUGCCUCUACAAAGCCAGGUGGGGCAGUAUAGCCAGCCUGAGGUUCCUGUGAGGUCCCCCAUGCAGUUCCACCAGAACUUCAGCCCUAUUUCCAACCCUUCUCCAGCUGCCUCGGUGGUCCAGUCUCCAAGCUGCAGCUCUACCCCGUCUCCUCUCAUGCAGAGCGGAGAGAAUCUCCAGUGUGGGCAAGGCAGUGUGCCCAUGGGUUCCAGAAACAGAAUCCUACAGUUAAUGCCUCAGCUCAGUCCAACCCCAUCCAUGAUGCCCAGUCCCAAUUCUCAUGCUGCAGGCCUGAAAGGAUUUGGCCUGGAAGGUGUGCCAGAAAAACGACUCACAGACCCAGGGUUGAGUAGUCUGAGUGCUCUGAGUACUCAAGUGGCCAAUCUUCCUAACACUGUCCAGCACAUGUUGCUCUCAGAUGCCCUGACGCCUCAGAAGAAGACUUCCAAGAGGCUCUCCUCGUCUUCUAAGAAAGCAGAUAGUUGUGCGAAUUCUGAGGGCUCCUCACAGCCUGAAGAACAGUUGAAGUCUCCGUUAGCAGAGUCGUUGGACGGAGGCUGUUCCAGCAGCUCAGAAGAUCAAGGUGAGAGAGUGAGGCAGCUGAGCGGCCAGAGCACCAGUUCUGACACCACUUACAAGGGAGGCACCUCGGAGAAGGCCAGUGCCUCCCCUGCACAGGGGGCUCAAAGUGAAGCCCCCAGACUCAGUGCGAGUCCUGCAGCCAGAGAUGAGGCCACCUCACCGGGUGCCAAGGACACAGCAUUGUCCUCCGAGGGGAACCCAAAAGUCAAUGAGAAGACAGUUGGGGUAAUUGUCUCCCGGGAAACCAUGACAAGUCGAGUGGAAAAGCCUGGUGGACAAGAGAAAGGCUGCUCCCAGGAGGAUGAUCCCGCAAGCAUGCAGAGGCCCCCUAGCAAUGGUGGGGCCAAGGAAGGCAGCCUCGCCCCUCUUCCGCAGCCAGAUGCGCCAGGAAGCGGGAACAAAGGGAACAAGAAUGGAGACAGCAACUCCAACCACAAUGGAGAAGGAAAUGGCCAGGCUGGCCACACUGCAGUGGGGCCUGCAUUUACAAGCAGGACCGAGCCUAGCAAGUCUCCUGGAAGUGUACGCUACAGUUACAAAGACAGUUUUGGGUCUGCCGUACCACGAAAUGUCAGCAGCUUCCCUCAGUUUCCUACAGGGCAAGAAAAGGGAGAUUUCACUGGCCACGGGGAACGGAAGGGUAGAAACGAGAAGUUCCCUAGCCUUCUGCAGGAAGUACUGCAGGGUUACCACCACCACCCGGACAGGAGAUAUUCUAGGAGUGCUCAGGAGCACCAGGGGAUGGCUGCCGGGCUGGAAGGAGCCUCGAGGCCCAAUGUCUUAGUCAGUCAGACCAAUGAAUUAGCAAGCAGGGGUCUUCUGAACAAAAGCAUUGGAUCCCUAUUAGAAAACCCCCACUGGGGCCCCUGGGAGAGGAAAUCUGGCAGCACAGCUCCCGAACUGAAGCAGAUCAAUUUGGCUGACUAUCCAGUUCCCAGGAAGUUUGAAAUAGAGCCUCAGUCAUCAGCUCAUGAGCCCGGGGGCUCCCUCUCUGAAAGAAGAUCAGUGAUCUGUGACAUUUCUCCACUAAGACAGAUUGUCAGGGACCCGGGGGCUCACUCCCUGGGACACAUGGGUGCCGACACCAGAAUCGGGAGAAAUGAACGUCUGAACCCAAACUUAAGUCAGUCCGUCAUUCUUCCAGGUGGGUUGGUGUCCAUGGAAGCAAAGCUGAAAUCCCAGAGUGGGCAGAUAAAAGAAGAAGACUUUGAACAGUCCAAAUCCCAAGCUAGUUUCAACAACAAGAAGUCUGGAGACCAUUGCCAUCCUAGCAGCCUCAAGCAUGAGUCUUUCCGUGGGAAUGCCAGCCCAGGGGCAGCGGCCCAUGAUUCCCUUUCAGACUACUGCCCGCAGGACAGCAGGCCCAUGCGCCGGGUCCCCGGCAGGGUUGGUGGCCGGGAAAGCAUGAGGGGUCGGUCUCCUUCUCAGUAUCAUGACUUUGCAGAAAAACUGAAGAUGUCUCCUGGGAGGAGCAGAGGUCCCGGGGGAGACCCUCAUCACAUGAGCCCACACAUGGCCUUCUCAGAGCGGGCCAACAGGAGUUCUCUGCACGCUCCGUUUGCUCCCAAUUCAGAAAGCCUGGCCUCUGCCUAUCACGUCAACACUCGGGCCCACGCCUACGGAGAGCCCGGUGCAGGUCUGAACUCACAGCUCCAUUACAAGAGGCAGAUGUACCAGCAGCAGGAGGAGUACAAGGACUGGAGCAGCAGCUCUGCUCAGGGCGUGAUUGCUGCAGCCCAGCAUCGGCAGGAAGGCCCGCGCAAGAGCCCGAGGCAGCAGCAGUUCCUUGACCGGGUGCGGAGCCCUCUGAAAAACGACAAGGAUGGCAUGAUGUACGGCCCCCCAGUAGGCACUUACCAUGACGCCGGCGCCCAGGAGGCCGGACGCUGCCUCCUGGCUGGGGACGGUCUGCCCAACAAAGGCCUGGACUUGAAGCACGGUUCCCAGAAGUUACAACAAGAGUCUUGCUGGGAUCUUUCUCGGCAGACCUCUCCAGCCAAAAGCAGUGGUCCUCCAGGAUUGUCCAAUCAGAAGAGGUAUGGGCCGCCCCAUGAGACUGAUGGGCACGGGCUGGCUGAGUCUGCCCAGCCAUCCAAACCUGGCAACAUGAUGCUACGGCUUCCAGGUCAGGAGGAUCAUUCCUCCCAAAACCCCUUAAUUAUGAGGAGACGGGUCCGUUCCUUUAUCUCUCCCAUUCCCAGUAAGAGACAGUCCCAAGACGUAAGGAGUAGUGGCGCUGAAGAUAAAGGGCGCCUCCUUCAUCCCCCAAGAGAAGGUGCUGACAAGGCAUUCAAUUCCUACGCCCAUCUUCCCCAUAGCCAGGACAUCAAGUCCAUCCCCAAGAGAGAUUCCGCCAAGGACCUUCCGAGUCCAGAGAGUAGAAACUGCCCUGCCGUUACCCUCACAAGCCCUGCCAAGACCAAAAUACUGCCCCCGCGGAAGGGCAGGGGAUUGAAAUUGGAAGCUAUAGUUCAGAAGAUCACAUCCCCCAACAUUCGGAGGAGUGCGUCCUCCAACAGUGCCGAGGCCGGGGGGGAUGCAGUCACGCUCGAUGACAUCCUGUCGCUGAAGAGCGGGCCCUCCGAAGGCGGGAGUGUGGCCAUCCAGGACGCCGAGCUGGAGAAGAGGAAAGGCGAGGUGGUGUCUGAGCUGGUGAGCCCAGCACACCAGGAUCUGAGCGCCGAGAAGCCUCUGGCACGGGCUCCGGAAGACUGGCGCGGCAGUGGUGAUGACAAAGUGAAGACCGAGACAAGGCCCGAGACAGCUCCUGCUGGGAAAGAACCCCCUGGUGCCAUGACCUCCGUGACCUCACAGAAGCCUGGGAGUAACCAAGGGCGACCAGAGGCCCCCCUGGGUGGGACUGCACCUUUAAUCUUUGCUGACUCUAAGAAUGUACCCCCAGGGGGUAUCCUGGCCCCUGAGACAAAACCCAAGGCAGAAGAGAAGGAGAAUGAGGCAAUGAUCUCCCCCAAACAGGAGAGCUUCCCUCCUAAGGGAUACUUCCCUUCGGGAAAAAAGAAGGGGCGACCCAUUGGUAGUGUGAACAAGCAGAAGAAGCAGCCGCCGCCGCCACCUCCACCCCCGCCGCCGCCGGUCCCAGAGGGCGCUGCGGAUGGAGAGCCAAAGCCGAAAAAGCAGCGGCAGCGGCGGGAGCGGAGGAAGCCAGGGGCCCAGCCCCGCAAGCGCAAGACCAAGCAGGCCGUGCCCAUCGUGGAGCCCCAGGAACCCGAGAUCAAACUCAAGUAUGCCACCCAGCCGCUGGACAAAACCGAUGCCAAGAACAAGUCCUUCUUCCCUUAUAUCCACGUCGUGAAUAAGUGUGAGCUCGGAGCUGUUUGUACAAUCAUCAAUGCCGAGGAAGAGGAGCAAACCAAAUUGGUGAGGGGUCGCAAGGGCCAGAGGUCACUGACCCCGCCACCCAGCAGCACUGAGAGCAAGGUGCUCCCGGCCUCUUCCUUCAUGCUGCAGGGGCCUGUUGUGACAGAGUCUGCCGUGAUGGGGCACCUGGUGUGCUGUCUCUGUGGGAAGUGGGCCAGUUACCGGAACAUGGGUGACCUCUUUGGACCUUUUUACCCACAAGAUUAUGCAGCCACUCUCCCGAAGAACCCGCCCCCUAAGAGGGCCGUGGAAAUGCAGAGCAAAGUGAAGGUACGGCACAAAAGCGCCUCGAACGGCUCCAAGACGGACACGGAGGAGGAGGAGGAGCAGCAGCAGCAGAAGGAGCAGAGGAGCCUGGCUGCGCACCCCAGGUUUAAGCGGCGUCACCGCUCGGAGGACUGUGGCGGGGGCCCUCGCUCCCUGUCCCGGGGGCUUCCUUGUAAAAAGGCCGCUGCAGAGGGCAGCAGCGAAAAGACUGUUUUGGACUCAAAGCCCUCCGUGCCCACCACUUCGGAAGGUGGCCCCGAGCUGGAGUUACAAAUCCCUGAACUACCUCUUGACAGCAAUGAAUUCUGGGUCCACGAGGGUUGUAUUCUCUGGGCAAAUGGCAUCUACCUGGUCUGCGGCAGGCUCUACGGCCUGCAGGAAGCGCUGGAAAUAGCCAGAGAGAUGAAAUGUUCUCGCUGCCAGGAGGCAGGUGCCACCUUGGGCUGCUACAACAAAGGCUGCUCCUUCCGCUACCAUUACCCAUGUGCCGUUGACGCAGAUUGUUUGCUACACGAGGAGAACUUCUCAGUGAGGUGCCCCAAGCACAAGGUGAGACUGUGGAGAUGAGAAGGUGGUGGAUGCUUGAGAUGGAUUGGAAAUCUUCCUACUGUGCAGC
This is a messenger RNA of Ochotona curzoniae (black-lipped pika), 6444 nucleotides long. It is a transcript of the gene TCF20, whose product is annotated as transcription factor 20. The coding region runs from base 468 to 6395 and encodes 1975 amino acids. Gene Ontology annotation, biological process: regulation of transcription by RNA polymerase II. The record is from RefSeq and is a predicted model, not a curated record. Gene Ontology annotation, cellular component: nucleus. NCBI's taxonomy places the organism in Eukaryota, Metazoa, Chordata, Mammalia, Lagomorpha, Ochotonidae. The transcript has 4 exons.